Messenger RNA from Puntigrus tetrazona (Sumatra barb), 6456 nucleotides. It is a transcript of the gene tiam1b, whose product is annotated as TIAM Rac1 associated GEF 1b. Gene Ontology annotation, molecular function: guanyl-nucleotide exchange factor activity; protein binding. Gene Ontology annotation, cellular component: cytosol; synapse; plasma membrane. The record is from RefSeq and is a predicted model, not a curated record. Gene Ontology annotation, biological process: activation of GTPase activity; positive regulation of axonogenesis; small GTPase-mediated signal transduction. NCBI's taxonomy places the organism in Eukaryota, Metazoa, Chordata, Actinopteri, Cypriniformes, Cyprinidae.
AUCUGAACUGCGCUGUCUGUAUUUCGGACGUCACCCGGCAUGGUGGUAGGCGCUGAUCUGUAUGCAGAGUGAAAUCUAUCAUGACUGUGAUGUCAUCGGCACACCGCAGAUACUGAGCCAUGGGUAACACAGAAAGUCAUAGCGGUGGCCAUGGUUACUAUGGAGAUGGUCAGCGCCACCUCUCCCGUAAGCAUAUGUCCCGUUCGCUCCGCCUGUCCAGCAAGCAGACGUACUGUUCCCGCCGAACGGCGUCCGGAAAACCGGAGCACCGCAACUCCGAGACCAGCACCCGCUCCAGCAGCACUCCCAGCAUCCCACAGUCGCUGGCCGACCACGGCCUGGAGCCCUUCAACGACUCCGACAUGCUGCCCGACUUCAGCGGCCCUAUUUGGGUGGACCGCGUGGCCAUGAAUCUCCGGCCCAUGUCCUUCCACAAUCACCCGGCUCAUUCGCCCGCCGCCAAACAAGCCGUGCAGGACGCCGCCGAGCCGCCGGAGGACGCCCUCGUCCAACGCACGCGAGACUCCCAAGACGCCUCCAGCUUUAAAAAGAAGCGCUCUAAGUCUGCGGACAUGUGGAGGGAGGACUCGCUGGAGGUGUCCUUAUCCGACCUGAGCCAGGAGCACCUGACCAGCACGGAGGAGAUCGGAGACACCCCGGACGACUGCGAACCCUGCUUGCAGUCGUCCGCUCAGGACCGAGCCAAUUCUUUAGACGAGCUCUACGGGCCGAAGAGCCCCGCUUGCAGGCCCACACACGGACGCUACGCCAAAUGGCACAAGGGAGGCGGGACAAGCAGAGAAGGUGAUGAGGAUAAGAUGAUCUCACCCUGUGAGGACGACGGGGCCGCGUACGGCGCCUACACACUGCCCUGCCGUCGAUCUCACUGUCUGUCAGAGGGACCGACCAAUCAUCAAGGAGUUAUGCAAGGGAGGCGGGCACAAACCAUACAAGAUGUCACAGCAGGAGACGGCAGCGAUUACGAGGACAGUGGUAUCGAUGGGCUGACGGGGGACAGCGAGGCGUCUCAGCACCACGCUCGUCGCUAUAAGACCAUGUCUGCGUCUUUCUCGGCUUACUCCACGUCAGCAGGGGGCGCCUUCGCCGGGAGCGACAGUGGGAGCAGCAGCGGGGCUGGAGCGGGACCCUCAGAGGGCACACAGGGAGUCUACGAGAACUUCCGCCAGGAGCUGGAGCAGAACGUGAGCCCGGCGGAGGUUCCCGAGGAGAGAAGCUCGGCGUUCAGCGACGAGCAGAGCAGCGUGACCCUGAGCUCAGCGUAUCACACCGACCCUCUGCUGAACGUGGCCGCCGUACAGGGAACCGUGCGCAAAGCUGGGCGCCUCGCCGUCAAAAACUUCCUGGUGCAUAAAAAAAACAAGAAGGUGGAGCUCGCCCCUCGCCGCAAGUGGAAGAGCUACUGGGUGUCCCUCAAAGGGUGCACGCUGUUUUUCUACGAGACGGACGGCCGGUCGGGCAUCGAUCACAACAGCGUCCCUAAACACGCCGUGUGGGCCGAGAACAGCAUCGUCCAGGCCGUCCCAGAACACCCCAAAAAAGAUUUCGUCUUCUGCCUGAGUAACUCGCUCGGAGACUCCUUCCUUUUUCAGACCUGCAGCCAAACGGAGCUUGAGAACUGGAUCACGGCCAUCCACUCGGCCUGCGCCGCCGCCGUCGCUCGACAACACCACCGCGAAGACACGGUGCGCCUGCUGCGGGCCGAGAUCAGAAAGCUGGAGCAGAAGAUCGACAUGGAUGAGAAGAUGAAGAAAAUGGGAGACAUGCAGCUCUCCGCCGUCACUGACGCCAAGAAGAGGAAGACCAUUCUGGAGCAGAUUUUCCUGUGGGAGCAGAAUUUAGAGCAGUUCCACAUGGAUCUGUUCCGCUUCCGCUGUUACCUGUCCAGCCUGCAGGGCGGCGAGCUUCCCAACCCCAAACGCCUGCUGGCCUUCGCCUCUCGUCCCACCAAACUGGCUAUGGGCCGCCUAGGCAUUUUUUCGGUCUCGUCCUUCCAUGCACUGGUGGCGGCUCGCACUGAGAGCGGCGUGAGGCGUCGGACACAGGCGAUGUCACGCUCCACCAGCAAACGCAAGAGUCGCUUCUCCUCACUAUGGGGUCUGGACACCCACUCCAAGAGAAAGAGUAAAGGUCAUCCCAGCAUUAACCAGGUUUUUGCAGAAGGGGAUGAUCCAGUCAAAAGUCCUCUAGAAGGCAUGUUUGAGGGUUCUUCUAGUGAGACGACGAAAGACACCAAGACCCCAGUCAAAGGUCUGCCAAGACCCAGCACGGAUCAUGACAUCUGGUCCCGAGACCACCUCACUCCAUCAUGGGUGCUGCUGCCAAACGACCAGCCUGUGUUAGCCAUCAUCCAACCCGGAGAGUCGGCCCUCGACAUGCUGGAAACCAUCUGCAAGGCUCACCAACUGGACCCCACUAAACACUACGUGCGGCUUAAGUUCCUCAUUGAGAACCAAGUGCAGUUUUAUAUCCCCAAACCGGAGGAGGAUAUUUAUGAUCUGCUGUAUAAGGAAAUCGAGCUGUGCUGUAAGAUCAGGAAGGUCAUCCAGUUUGAUCGGGAUGAGUCCUGCAUGAUCGGCUACGGUUUUUCCAUUUCAGUGGUGGAGGAGGACAGCGUUCAGCAGCUCUAUAUCACUGACGUGAGAGCUGGAGGAUUAGCGUUCGCUAAAGGUCUGAAUGCGGGAGAUGAGAUUCUGCAGCUGAACGGGAAGGACGCCCGCACUCUGACCUUCGCUGACAUGAAGGUGGCGUUCGCCCAGGUCUCUCUCUCUCUCACCGUCAACACGCUGCCCCCUGUCGACCGCCGGCAGCUCUGCUUCCUGCCACCGAGACGCUCGGACGCUGUAGACAACCUCUACACAGACAUCUUCUCUCAGAGUCAGGAGGAGAUUCUGGACGACGGAGUGGGUCUGAUCGUGGAGACUUCAGGAGACAGUUUAGACGACGACUCGGAGCUCUUCGCUGAGUUUGAUGACUAUGGAAAGAGUACGGAGCAGGUCGCAGCUUUCUGCCGCAGUCUGCACGAGAUGAAUCCCUCAUCUGAGAUCGUCUCUUCCUCGUCCGGCCCGGAGUCUUCCUCGCUUCCUCCGAGCAACGCCACUCCACGACAGCUCUCCGAUGCCGACAAACUCCGCAAAGUCAUCUGCGAACUGGUGGAGACAGAGCGCACCUACGUCAAAGAUCUGAACUGUUUGAUCGGGCGAUAUUUAACCCCGCUGCAGAAGGAGUCUUUCCUCACUCAGGAUGAGCUGGACGUGCUGUUCGGAAACCUCCCGGAGAUGCUGGAGUUUCAGGUGGAGUUUCUGAAGACCCUGGAAGACGGGACCCGACUGGUUCCUGACCUGGAGAAACUGGAGCGAGUGGAAGAGUUCAAGAAAAUCCUCUUUUCUCUGGGCGGCUCGUUCCUGUAUUACGCCGACCGCUUCAAGAUCUACAGCGCUUUCUGUGCCAGCCACACCAAAGUGCCCAAAGUGCUGGUCAAAGCAAAAACAGAUACGGCCUUCAAGGCGUUUCUGGACGAGCGCAACCCCAAACAGCAGCAUUCGUCCACGCUGGAGUCGUACCUGAUCAAACCCAUCCAGAGAGUGCUGAAAUACCCUCUUCUCCUGAGAGAACUACACUCGCUCACAGACCCCGACAGCGAGGAGCACUACCAUCUGAACGUUGCAAUGAAAGCCAUGAACACAGUUGCCAGUCACAUCAAUGAGAUGCAAAAGAUCCACGAGGAGUUUGGAGCCGUCUUUGACCUCCUCAUCUCUGAACAGACCGGAGACAAGAAAGAGGUUGCUGACUUGUCUAUGGGAGAUUUACUCCUCCACACCAGCGUGACAUGGAUCAACCCGUCCUCCUCACUGGGAAAGUGCAAGAAAGAGCCACAGCUGGCCACAUUCGUGUUCAAAAUGGCUGUAGUGUUCAUUUGUAAGGAUUACUCCAAACAGAAGAAGAAAAUGGGUGGUUCUCACAGAGCGUCAAUCUCAGGUGAAGAGAAAGAUCCGUUCCGUUUCCGUCACAUGAUCCCCACGGACGCACUUCAGGUGCGCACACUGUCCAGUACAGAUGGAGAGAGCGCAGCGGUGUGUGAGAUCAUCCACGUGAAGUCUGAAUCAGAAGGAAGACCAGAGAGAGUGUUUCAGCUCUGCUGCAGCUCUCCUGAGAGUAAGAAAGACUUCUUGAAGACGGUUCACUCCAUCUUGAGAGAUAAACAGCGCCGUCAGCUGCUGAAGACCGAAAGCCUUCCUCUCAGUCAGCAGUAUGUUCCCUUCGGAGGAAAACGCUUGUGUGCCCUUAAAGGAGCCAGGCCGGCCAUGAACAGAGCAGUCUCCGCUCCGACACGCACGCUGGGCCGCAGGAAACUGGUGCGGAACCGCUUCACCAUCGACACGGACAUCGUUUUCGACACCGAGCCCGACAGCGACUCGCCGGACUCCCAGCACGCUCAGCAGCAGGGCAUCGUCCCGGCGGGCGACACCGACCGCUGGGUGGAGGAGCAGUUCGACCUCCAGCGCUACGAGGAGCAGGAACAGGACGUGAAGGAAACGGACAUCCUGAGCGACGACGACGAGUUCUGCCAGUCCGCUCUGAGCCCGUCCACCGACCCGGACCUGGAGGGACCGCUUUCCGCCCUCUCGCUGGAGGGAGACACGGCCGAGGAGGAAGAGGAGGAGGAAGAGGACGCCAAGAGGGACUGCAAAUCCCAGCAUGCCAAGCUGUCUCAUUUAGGGAAGCAGUGCGCCAUGUCGGUGGCCAGUGUGGACGAGCAGGUGUCCGGUGAAGACAUCUGGGUGCGGCGGGACAGCAGCACGGACAACGAGACACAGGACGAUACCCAGAGCUGAAACGCAUCAGGAGACGGACUCCGUUAAAGAAAUAAUUCGCUCCGAAAUUCUAAUUUGCCGAACGCUUAAUCGCCCGCAAGUUUGUUUUCCCGCAUCAGAUCAGGCGAAACGUAGCAUUACAUCAGUGUCUCAGCAAUGGAUGCUCUGCGGUGAAUGGGUGCCGUCAGAAUAAGAGUCUGAUAACAUGUCUUUCUGUACUGAAAGCUGAAUCUGAAAACUUUAAUUCAGGAGAGAAGUCUCGCAAAUCAAGCAUCGUUUACAAGCCAAACAGUCAAGCUCUGAUAAACAGAUUUUAAUGUGAGAGAGACAUCAUUAUGGAUUAUAUUUACAUUUAUUCAUUUAUCAGACACUUUUAUCCAAAGCAACUGGGGGAUACAUCAAGCGAUUAAUCCUAUCAUCAAGUUUGAAGGAAAAUGUUGAAUUUUUUCUGUUAAUGGCCCGUCCGUUAAUAUUUCAGCCAGAGAUCUAAAAGAGACUUUUCGGACUCGUUCUGACGGCACCCAUUCACUGCUGAGAAAGUACUGCUACGUUCAUCCAGAUCUGAUGAAGAAUCAAACCCGUCUGCAUCUCAGAUGACCUGAAGACGAUUACAGCAAAUUUUCAUUUUUGGGUGAACUAUUGCUCGCCAGUCAAACACAUCAGCCGAUGCAUGACGACAGUCUCUCCAUGCUAAUACUCCGAAUGUUAGACAUUCCUUUCCAAGUAGCUGUAAGAUACGACGCUUUAAACACAUUAGAUGAGCUCUACGUGUGCGCUGUGGCCAAUCAGAAACCGCAGGAAACGUGGUGGUACAAUCAAUAGAAUUAGAAUUGCACAUUCAGACCUUUCCGUUUCGUUCUUGACGUCGUUAAUUCCAAAAUAAGGGCUGGGAUUUAUUUAUUAUGUCCUUCGGAUGUAAGAAGAACGACAGCCUGGUUAAAUAUCUCGCUUUUUCGUUAUUUUUCUUCAGCAUUGGCUCAUACUUGUACAGAGAAGCUGCCUUUUCUUCUUUGAGUUGUAAAUAUUUGUGUUUAUUUCUUUGCGAUUUAUCCGAAGUGUACAUACCGACGCUAUUCUGACCUGAAAUCUACAUGCAAUUUCAAUAUUCACGUAGUAGUUGUGUUGAAUAUCGAUUUAGAUGCGUACAUCUCAGGUCAGAAUAAUGCAGAAUUAAUUUUUACGAUUUUUUUUUUUUUAUAUAGCUCAUUCUGCGUAGGUCAACUAUGUCCUGUUUUACUUGAAUUUUGUUGAUAAAUGCAAUAUGAUUUUUAGCUGAUGGACUGUUCUGUUCCUGUUUUAAAUGGUUUGUUGUGGUUCAGCUCUACACGAACGACACAUAAUGAACCGCGAUUUAAACACGAGCCCUUACGCAGACGAAAAUGUAUUUUUUUUUCAUUUAUCUUCUUUUUUUUUUUUUAUCUCGCGUUUAAACUUCGGUUUCACGUUUUUUAAAUUCCAAAAUUUGCUGAAUGCAAUCAAGAGAAGCCACUGGAAAAUAUUUUAGAUGAUAUUGCUUUCUAAUUGAAAACGUUCCCAUUGAGCUAUAGAGACUGCAUUUUUAUUUUGUAUAUAGAGCUGUGGAUUGAUAUUAUAUCAAAUAAAUUGGUUUCGUACAUAUCAAAAA